Messenger RNA from Aspergillus chevalieri, 942 nucleotides. RefSeq lists its product as uncharacterized. Lineage: Eukaryota; Fungi; Ascomycota; Eurotiomycetes; Eurotiales; Aspergillaceae. The record is from RefSeq and is a predicted model, not a curated record. Bases 1 to 942 code for a protein of 313 amino acids. The transcript is spliced from 2 exons.
AUGAGCAAUCAAACCGUCGGCAUUUUCCCUGCUGCAGGUGGAAUUGGAGGUAGCACUGUCAAGCACCUUCUGCUCCGCCUUCCAGCUAAGGACCUUGUCUUCAUCGCUCGGCACCCCGAGAAAUUGACCUCCGCCAAGUCGGCUGGUGCGGACCUCCGCCGGGCUGAUUAUGACGACGAUGCCAGCCUCCAGCAUGCAUUCGAUGGAGUGAACACUCUCUUCUUGAUCUCCUAUGCAUCAGUUGAGCACGAACACAGAUCUGAGCGCCAACGACUCGCAAUCGACUUGGCAAUCCGCAGUGGAGUCAAAACUAUCUUCUAUGGCUCCUUAGGCUACGGUGGCAAGCCAGAAAGUGAUGAGUCCGUAGCUCAUGUGAUGCAGGCUCACUUGGACACGGAGCGAUACCUCGAUGAGUGCACCCGUAAGCACCCUGGUUUCGGCUACACAGUGGUGCGGGAGGGUCUCUACUCCGAGUCAUACCCGCUUUACACGGCCUUUUUCAACCACAAGCAGCCUGUGGAUGAGAUCCGGAUCCCACAUGACGGCUCCGGUCCGGGCAUUGCUUGGGUCAAGCGCGAGGAAUUGGGAGAGGGUACAGCGGAACUUCUGAAAAGAUUUGUCAUAGACCCCGCGGGGUUUGUCUAUAGAAAUAAGAAAAUUCUGCUCUCCGGGACUAAGACCUUGACGCUGGGUCAAACAGUGGAUAUCUUAGGCAAAAUCGCCAAGCACCCCGUUCGUAUCCACCAGGUCUCCCCCGAUGAGUUUGCGGCACAGUCCCAGGUCUCACCCAACUUCAUCUAUCAUGGAUUUGAUCACUCCAAGGUGUGGACCACAACUUUUGAAGCCUUCCGUCGCAGGGAGGCGGCGUAUCCAUCCCCGCUACUCAAAGAACUUUUGGGUCGCGAGCCGGAGGAUUUUGAGACGACGAUUGGCGCAGCAUAG